Molecule: messenger RNA, 1843 nt
Organism: Solea senegalensis (Senegalese sole)
Lineage: Eukaryota; Metazoa; Chordata; Actinopteri; Pleuronectiformes; Soleidae
Gene: napba
Product: N-ethylmaleimide-sensitive factor attachment protein, beta a
Exons: 10
Coding region: 102-989 (295 amino acids)
Biological process (GO): SNARE complex disassembly; synaptic transmission, glutamatergic; regulation of synaptic vesicle priming
Cellular component (GO): synaptobrevin 2-SNAP-25-syntaxin-1a complex; terminal bouton; vacuolar membrane
Molecular function (GO): syntaxin binding; soluble NSF attachment protein activity
Source: RefSeq, a predicted model, not a curated record
CCACAUCUUCCCUCCUCCUCCUCAUCAGUUCUCCGCUCUCCUCCGCUCCUCUCCAUCCACUGCGGAACACCGGGCCUGUUUUCUUCCAGACCCAGCUCGCCAUGGACAACUCCGGCAAAGAGAAGGAGGCCAUGCAGCUGAUGGCUGAAGCCGAUAAGAAGGUCAAAGCGUCCGGAUCCUUCCUGGGAGGGAUGUUCGGGGGGAACCAUAAGGUGGAGGACGCCUGUGAAAUGUACGCCAGAGCAGCCAACAUGUUUAAGAUGGCAAAGAACUGGAGUGCUGCGGGGAAUGCAUUCUGUCAGGCCGCCCGGCUCCACAUGCAGCUUCAGAACAAACUGGACUCGGCCACAAGCUUCGUCGACGCCGGCAACUCCUACAAGAAGGCGGACCCACAGGAGGCCAUUAACUGUCUAAAUCAGGCCAUCGACAUCUACACGGACAUGGGUCGUUUCACGAUUGCGGCCAAACAUCACAUCACUAUAGCUGAGAUUUAUGAGGCUGAGCUUGUUGACAUUGAGAAGGCUAUUGCGCACUAUGAGCAGGCAGCAGAUUACUACAAGGGAGAGGAAUCUAACAGCUCAGCCAACAAAUGUCUCCUGAAGGUCGGACACUACAGUGCUCAGCUGGAACAGUAUCAGAAAGCCAUCGAAAUCUAUGAACAGGUUGCUAUGAGCACCAUGGACAAUCCUUUGCUGAAGUACAACGCUAAGGAGUAUUUCUUCAAGGCUUCACUGUGUCACUUCAUAGUGGACGAACUGAACGCUAAGUUGGCCAUUGAGAAGUAUGAGGAGAUGUUUCCAGCAUUCUCAGACUCCAGAGAGCUCAAACUGUUAAAGAAACUCCUAGACGCCCACGAGGAGCAGAACAGCGAGGCGUUCACGGAGGCCGUCAAGGAGUUCGACUCGGUGUCUCGUCUGGACCAGUGGCUGACCACGAUGCUGCUCCGCAUCAAAAAGACCAUCCAGGGAGACGCCGGGGACCUGAAAUAGACAAGAGUUAGAAAUAUAGGGGAGAGGGUGGGAGAUGGGGGGAGGAGCUAGUUAGCGCUUAAAUGGAAAAAGAGAGAAUAAUGAGUAUGGUGUAAAAAGGAGAUGGGAGAGAUGCAGAAAGAUAGGAAAGGGUAAGGGAGGGAGUUAACAGUUGUAGAUAAUAUACUGUAUCAGUUCUGCAUGUGACCCCCAACAUGCUAAGCAUCACCUUUAAACCACCUUUAGAUAAUCCCAAGUCCCUGCUCCCACAGUAUUCCUCUCGUAACACUGGACAUAAAUGUACGAAAGAAAGAAUGAAAAGAAAAAAAGGUGUGUGUGUGAGAGAGAGAGAGAGUGUGUGUGUGUGUGUGUGUGAGAGAGAUUUAAGGACAUACAUGUUAUUUAAAAAGGGAAAAUAAUGUUAUUUAUGAGAUUGUUGAUAUUAAUUGUCAAUACUGAAAAUAUUUAUUGUUUAUUCUGGUGCUCAGUGUUACAAUUUGUCUUAAAUCCUAGGUAUUAGCCCCUCUGCUCCCUCUCCUGUUUCCUCGCCCUUUACUUCUCACCUCUCCUCACCUGCACACUCCUUCUCCCCCCCUCCUCCCCGUCCUCUCCUCACUCCUCCCCCCGUCCUCUCCAUCCAGUGAUAUAUCACCCAUUGUGCUUCUUUCUUGUGUUGAGGACAGUGGUCGUUGGGUGCAGUCGUCACUGCCUUGUUUGUGCAUGUCCGUUAUGUCACGUUGAUGUUAGUGUUCUCCGUGUGUCGUGGCGUCGUGUGAGGAACAUACAUGUACAUGUAGCCUGGAAUCAUUUGCGUGCAAUCAGUAAAUAUGUACCUCAGAUACCGAGUUGAAAUAAAAAAAAAGACCAUCACUCCA